Cucumis melo (muskmelon) is the source of this 1997-nucleotide messenger RNA. Its product is annotated as protein PHOSPHATE-INDUCED 1-like. NCBI's taxonomy places the organism in Eukaryota, Viridiplantae, Streptophyta, Magnoliopsida, Cucurbitales, Cucurbitaceae. The record is from RefSeq and is a predicted model, not a curated record. The transcript has a single exon. The coding region runs from base 863 to 1819 and encodes 318 amino acids.
CGUUGUUACUGGCUACCGGUUACCGGCUCUCAAGGUAGGCAAUAACGCGGCUCAUCUCAACGUUGUAUUAUUAGAGAAGUGGGAGCGGGAGGGAGCACGUUAAUAUAUCACGUGCACCUCACGUGUUAUUCCUCUUUACCCACAGCACCACCACCAUUGGAUACCCAUUGCCAGUUGGAUUCUUUUACGCCUCUCGAUGAAUUUACGUUCAUGCACUGCCUCCAGCCUGUCCCUCUCCCCAACGUCUAUUUCCCCCUUCCCUCUUUUUCCCGUUUUGCCCCUACCCUCCGAGGUCGUUUUUGUCAUUUCUAUAUUAUUCCUCCCUACUCUCUGUCUCUAAGCUGUAACCCUCUUUGUUCCGUAGCAAAAUUGUGAAGAAAAAGAAAAAGAAAAAGAAAAAGAAGAAGAAAGAAAAGAAAAGUUCCCUCUGCUGUAACACACGUUUUCAUUUAAAAUGUAGAGAUUGUUUGAGUUAAUUUAAUGGGUUGGGUUAGAAAAAGUAGGUUAGUGGGUGAAACAUGAAAUGUAAGUCAAAGUGAAGCGCGUGCUUAGGGAAUGGGGGUUUUGAGGCAAUGGCGUUUUUUUUUUUUUUUUUUUUUUCCCCUCUUUACUUGGUGGCUAAUUUUCAGCAAUCGUAAAUUGGAAGCUAAAUUCCAUUUCCAAUAAUACCUAUCCAACCUUUUUCUUUUCUCUUUUUCUUUAUCCACCACUUUUUCUUGGCACCUUCCUGCCAAACCACUUCAUUUUUUUUUUUCUUUAAAAUAAAAAAUGAAAACCCACUUAACACUAACUUUCCUCCUAUAUAUAUAAACUCCUUCUGCUCAUUUUCUCAUCCACAAAUCAAUUCCCUCGAAAAAGAAAAAUGGCUUCCUUCACUUUUGUUAUUUCAUCAAUGAUUCGCUUCUUCAUCGCCAUCUCCCUCUUCCAAAUCUCCGCAUCGCGUAUGCUAAGCGAGUUCAUUCCCGACCAAACCCAGUCUCUUAAAUAUCACAAUGGUGUUCUUCUCUCCGGCAAAAUCAGCGUCAAUCUUAUUUGGUAUGGUAAAUUUAAGCCUUCUCAAAAAGCAAUCGUCUCCGAUUUCAUCAGCUCUCUCUCUUCCUCUCGCCCUCAAAUCACCGAACCAUCGGUUUCCACUUGGUGGAAACUAACGGAGAAGUAUUACAAGAAGAAAUCGAGUCCCCUGUUUCUCAAUCUCGGCAAGCAAAUCUUGGAUGAGAAUUACUCGUUGGGGAAAUCACUAACCAACAAAAAAAUCCUUCAACUGGCUUCAAAGGGUGAGCAAAGAAACGCCAUUAAUGUCGUUUUAACAGCUUCUGAUGUGACUGUUGAUGGGUUCUGUAUGAGCCGUUGUGGAACUCAUGGGUUUGGUUCUGCCGUCCGCCGUGGCAGCGCUGGAGUCAAAGGGAAAAAUUAUAAAUUUGCUUACAUUUGGGUUGGAAAUUCCGAGACGCAAUGUCCUGGACAUUGUGCUUGGCCAUUUCAUCAGCCGAUGUACGGACCUCAAUCGCCACCAUUGAUUGCGCCUAACGGCGAUAUGGGAAUGGACGGAAUGAUUAUUAACCUUGCUAGUCUUUUGGCUGGAACUGCUACCAAUCCGUUUGGUAACGGUUAUUAUCAAGGUCCGGCGGAGGCGCCAUUAGAGGCGGCGUCUGCUUGUACUGGGGUUUAUGGGAAAGGGGCUUACCCUGGUUACGCCGGGGAGUUGUUGACGGAUUCAGUCACCGGCGGAAGCUAUAAUGCCAACGGCGGUAAUGGACGGAAAUACUUGCUUCCGGCUUUGUAUGAUCCUGCUACAUCGGCUUGUUCCACUUUAGUUUAAGAAAAAUUUUGUAAUGUAAAAUGAAAAACAUGGGAUUUAGGAGGAGAGGAUAUGGUAGGGAGGAGAUGGGAUGUUACUAAAUAUGAAAUUCGUUGAUUUCUUCAUUUGUUUUUAGGUUAUGUUAUGAUAUGCGGAUUAAUGAUAUGAAUGGCAAAUAUGUUUUGUUUGCUUUUCAGAA